Molecule: messenger RNA, 4158 nt
Organism: Capsicum annuum
Lineage: Eukaryota; Viridiplantae; Streptophyta; Magnoliopsida; Solanales; Solanaceae
Product: putative late blight resistance protein homolog R1A-3
Exons: 3
Coding region: 316-4047 (1243 amino acids)
Biological process (GO): defense response to other organism
Molecular function (GO): ADP binding
Source: RefSeq, a predicted model, not a curated record
UUGAUUUGUGACUUGGACAUUUUUGUUUUCCCAUAAUCUUGAGUCAAUUUAAUAAUCAAAAAGCAAUCCAAAUUAAUCAAUCCCUUAGUGGGCUAAUCUCAACAACAUUACUAUGAUGGAAUAUUGUGAAUUUGUGUUUGAUUCUUCUUUCUAUUGUUGAAGUUCCUCUUUAGUUAUUUACUUCAACUUCUGUCUCAAUCCCAUCUUUUACAAUUUCACACAACUUAAUCUUGGCUGGUUUGCUGAAAUUUAAAGAUCUUGACAACUUGAAACGAAAAACUAGUUUGGCUUGACUAGUGAAAACAGACUACAUACAUGGAAACAGAAAAAGGAAAAGGACAAAGGGAAAGCCGGGAAGCAAACAGCUCAUCGCAGGUCUCAUCUGCUUUGCUUCGUGAGGACAUUGUCAAUCUUCAUGAUUUCAUAGAGAGGUUAAAGAUUGAACAGGAUCAAACUGUUCUUGAAAAGCUGAUAUUUUUGUUGGCAUGUUUACAGCUUUGUUAUUACAUUUCGGAUGGUUCUAAUACCAAAAUGUCUUGCAUAUCAUAUGAGGUUCAUGGUCUGGUUCAGUCACUUUUUCAUCAGAGUGGAGAUGACAUGCUGGUUAAAUUAAAGGAUCACGUCAUUCCUCGCCUCCUUAAGAAUAUCAAAAGUUGUGUCGUCUCAGAUCAUCAAUCUGAAUCAAGUGCCACCAUUACUGAGGGUCAGUUGGUUGAACUUUUGGACGCACUCAUUGUGAAUCUCCAUUAUCUACCCAAGGUUCGUGCUGAGUUGAUUUUACCAUCAAUGACUCAAUAUGAGCUUCUUCAGAAUGUAUUUGGCAACUUAAGGGAUUUCCAUGGGCUGAAAGUAAAUGGUUGCAUUGAGCGUAAGACAAUUGAAUACGCCUUACCGCAGUUUCAACUUAUGGCUGAAAGAGUAGGUCACUUCUGUACAAGCCUUUUAGCUUAUGCAGUGGAGGAUAUGAAACGGACCAAGCAGAUGAAGAGGAUCAUUGAAGUCAAUUCCAUGCUAGUCCAUCUACUUUUGAAGAUAAUUCCGGUUUCACUGGAGGUUAUGUACAUAUGUUCUACAAAUUUGAAAGCUGCAAAGUCAGAAGAAGUUGGAUGCUUCAUUAAGAAGCUCCUAGAAGCCUCUCCAGACGUUCUUAGAGAAUAUCUGAUUCAUCUACAACGACACAUGAUUAAUGCUAUUGCUCCUAGCACCUCAGCUCGAAACAUUCAUGUCGUGAUAGAGUUCCUAUUGAUUAUUCUUACUGAUGUGCCCAUGGACGUUAUUCAUCAUGAAAAAUUGUUUGUUCUCUUGGAACGUGUUGGAGCACUUACCAAGGAGGUAUCCAUUAUUGUUCACAACUUAGAAAAGAAUAUCAAGGAAACACGCGGUGCGAGUCUGAACUUGUUGGAAAAUAUUGAACUCCUGAGAAAAGAUCUCAAGAAUGUUUUCUUGAAAGCCCCUGCAGACUCAUCUCAGCUCUGCUUCCCCAUGAGUGAUGGACCGCUCUUCAUGACUCUUCUAUUUAGACAUUUAAAUGACUUGCUCAAUUCCAAUGCUUAUUCAGUUGUUUUGAUAAAAGAAGAAAUUGGUCGGGUGAAAGAACACCUAGAACACAUAAGAUCAUUCUUCGGGAAUGUGGAGCAAGUAUUGUAUAGAGAUCUUUGGACUCGUGUUCUAGAUGUGGCAUAUCAGGCGGAACAUGCCAUUAACUCAAUUCUUGCCAGAGAUCAAGGUCUCUUGCAGCUUAUCUUCUUACUUCCUGAUACCGUAGAAAAGAUCAAGCUUGUCAAAAAAGAGUUACAAGAGAAGAUCUCCAAGAACACGUGUAUCAUUUUUGCAAACUCUCCUAACAAGCCAGUUGAAAACAAGUCAUCAACAGCUAGUAAAAUAAUUGUAGGUUUUGAGGAGGAGACAGAGUGGAUAAUUAGGAAGCUCACCAGCGGACCAUCUGAGGUAGAUGUCAUUUCCAUAGUCGGCAUGCCGGGGCUUGGAAAAACUACUUUGGCUUACAGAGUAUUUAAUGAUAAGUCUGUUGUUGGUCAUUUUGACAUUCGUGCUUGGUGCACAGUCGACCAGGAACGUAAUGAGAAAAAGUUGUUGCAAAAAAUUUUCAAUGAAAUUGGUUUGAAAGAAAGAGUCAGUGAGGAUGACAUAGACGAUGAUGUUGCUGAUAAGCUACGGAAACAUCUGUUUGGAAAGAGGUACCUUAUUGUCCUUGAUGACUUGUGGGAUACUGCAACAUUGGAUGAGCUGACAAGACCUUUUCCUACUGAAUUUCAGAAAGGAAGCAGAGUUAUUUUAACAAGUCGAAAAAAGGAAGUGGCUUUGCAUGGAAAAUGCCACAGUGAUCCUCUUGAUCUUCGAUUGCUAAGACCAGAAGAAAGUUGGGAGUUGUUAGAGAAAAGGGUAUUCGGAGAAGAACAUUGCCCUAAUGAACUAAAGGAUGUUGGAGAAAAAAUAGCCCAAAAGUGUGGUGGGCUUCCUUUGGUACUUGAUUUGAUCAGCGGAGUUAUUUCAAGGAAGGAAAAGAAAGAGGCUUUGUGGCUUGAAGUUCUCAAUAAUUUGAGUUCCUUUAUUUUUAAGGAUGAAGAGGAAGUGAUGAAGGUUAUACAAUUAAGUUAUGACCACUUGUCAGAUCACAUAAAGCCAUGCUUUCUGUACCUUGCAAGUUAUCCAAAGGACGAAGAUAUUUAUAUCUGUUGGCUGAAAGAUUUAUGGAGUGAUGAAGGACUUGUGGAACCAAGUGAUUUGAAGAGUGUGGAAGAAGUGACAGAGGUUUAUGUGGAUGAGUUAAUUUCUAGUAGCUUGGUAAUAGUGAAAGGUGGUAGCGAACAGAGUUGCCAAAUUCAUGAUCUUGUGCAUGAUUUUUGUUCAAUAAAAGCUAGAAAGGAAAAACUGUUUGAUUUGACGAGCUCAGUUGUUCUGUCUUCAUCCUUUUCUUCAGAUCUGAUGCUGCGUAGACGGACCAUUAUUUAUGAUAAACGCCGUCAUUCUGGUGAUACCUCUUCCUUUUUUAGUCCAAAAAAGAGAAAUCCUUAUGUUAAGCACCUACUCUCUUUGAAAUGUAACUACCUUCCCUAUAACUGUCACCUAAGACACUUGAGGCUUCUUAAAAGGUUGGAUCUGGGGAGAGUACGAUUGACAGAAAAGGAAACUUUGACAGAUACUGUGCUGAAUGAAAUAGGGAUGCUUGUUCAUUUGAGGUGCUUAAGGAUUGAGAUGAAGGCAAAAGCUCUCCCUCCGUCAUUUUCAAACCUCUGCAAUCUUGAAAUUCUGGAAGUGACUAAUUGGGUACCAGACAUGGUAUUAUCCCCUACCAUCUGGAGUCUUGCAAAGCUACGACAUGUGUACGUCUGUAAUUGUUCUGUCUUUGACUCGUAUAUUGACAAACCAACACAGCUAGAGAAUCUAACAUCAUUAAAGUAUCUCAAGCUUUCCUGUUCAGUAGACUCAUCAGAUAUUUUCAAAAGGUUUCCCAAUCUUCGAAUCCUUGGAUUCCGCAUGGAUUGUUCAGCAGCAGAGCAAAUAUAUUUUUCAAGAUUGGAUGUCUUUAAUAAACUUGAAAGAGUUUAUGCUCAAUUUGAGUGCUGUGGGCGUCUUAGACAUGUACAUCAGUUUGAUUUUCACUUCCCUUCGAGCUUGAAAGAAGUUAAUUUGUAUGGCAUCAAUCUGACAUCAGAUGCACUGUCAGGAAUUGGGAGAUCACUACCCAACCUUCAAAAGCUGAACCUAUGGAGAACACGCAUCGAAGGGGGAAAAGAAUGGAACAUGGAACAUGUCACCUUCCACAAUCUCAAAUCUCUACUACUGUAUAAGGUGUCUUUUUCUGAAUGGCAGGUUACUGGAGAUGAAUCAUUUCCCGUGCUCGAGGAAUUAUAUAUACAAUAUUGUACUGAGCUUAUAGAGAUUCCAGAGAGUUUUGGAGAUAUUGCUUCGUUAAAGUCCAUCGUACUGCUGGGAAGCCAUCAGCUUAAAGAGUCUGCACUCAAGAUUAAGGAAGAUGUUGAAGAAAAUACGGGGGACAACAAACUUGAGGUGAAAAUUGGGUCGUAAUGGACCGACGGUACUUGUGUUUUUUAAUAAGAAUAGAUGAGAUAUUGUAUGUAUGCACAGUACAAUAUUUUACUUAUUCAUACUCCAUAAAGAAUUGCUGUUGGCCGUCUA